AUGUCGGGUUCCUCCUCGCUGGAUUUGCUAUCCUUGAUGCACAAAAUCCUAUACACUCAGAAGACGGACAUGAUCACCAUUAAUGCAAGAUUCGACAAUCUCGCUUGUCGUCUGUCAGACAAUUUCCAAGAACUGCAUGACCGAUUUGAUGCCUUGGGUUCCCGAAUUCAAGACAUCACUGAGGACAGUAAUGAUCUAAAUGGGGAGGAUCUUGGUGAACCGACCACUUCUGCUGAACAACAACGCCACUCCCCAGGACAACCCGAUGCUCAAUCCGAUCCUCUACCCGACCUCACUACUCGGAUAGGCGAUCGGGUUGACCCUCCAGUACCUUUGCCUCCUGCAGACAACCCGGGAAGAGAAAAGCAGAAAGAAAGGAGAUUCAUUCCCCCACCUUACAAACCACCUCUGUCGUUCCCUGGACGAUUUCGCAAGGAACUCCUGGAGAAGUACAAGGCAUUGUUUGAAAAACAGAUGCAAAAACUCGAACUUCGCAUGCCCCUAAUGGACGCCUUCACUUUGAUUCCCCCUUACCAGAAAUUUCUGAAGGAUGCAGUUAUGGAGCGGAUCAAGCAAGUACAAGGGAUGGUUAUACUCAAUCAUGAGUGCAGUGCGAUAAUCCAGAGGACUACCGCGCCUAAGAAUCUGAGCGACCCCGGAUCUUUUACUUUACCUUGCUUGAUCGGACCAUUGAAAUUCAGAAGAUGUCUUUGUGAUUUGGGAGCAUCAGUCAGCUUGAUGCCACUCACUGUAGCUAAACGUCUCGGAUUCGAGAAAUUCAAGCCUACCGACAUCCAGCUGGUUCUGGCUAAUCGAACUACGAGGUUGCCAAGAGGAGUUUUGGAAAAUCUGCCAGUCAAAGUAGGGUCAGUAGACGUACCAACCGACUUCGUAGUUUUGGAAACGGAUGUGGAGCCAAGUGAUCCGCUUAUCUUAGGACGACCAUUUUUAGCCACCGCGGGAGCAAUAAUUGAUGUGAGGAACGGGAAGAUCGAUCUGAAGCUCGGGGAAGACCUCACUAUGCAGUUUGACAUUCGGGAAACUAUGAAAAAACCUACAAUAGCUGAUCAAACCUUUCGGAUAGAAGAGUUAGAAAAACUGCAUGAGGAAGCAUUUGAGGAGGUUGCGAUAGGGGAUUGCGACAAACAGCUUUGA
This is a messenger RNA of Camelina sativa (false flax), 1155 nucleotides long. Lineage: Eukaryota; Viridiplantae; Streptophyta; Magnoliopsida; Brassicales; Brassicaceae. The record is from RefSeq and is a predicted model, not a curated record.